AUCCAACUCACCGCUUCGACACCGUCCUAUAGGAGGCUCCCUACGUCUGCUCCCUCCGGCUCUUAGUCUCCCUCCCCCUCUCCCUCCCCCUCCCUUCUUCCCUCUCUUCUUUGAGCGAUUUUUCUUCGUUCUCUUUUCGUGCGCAGAUCGUGGAGGUUGUGGGUUUCCCUUUGUCUGGUUGUUGGAGUGGAAGAAGUUUGUAAAGGGGCUGCAGGUAAAGCGAUUUCCUUGUAUUAUGAGAGGAAGCGAGAUGGGAAUUCUGGAGGGACCAGUUAUUUGCCGUCCUUCUGUUCAUCAUGCUAAGCAAGCAAGAGUUUCUGCUCCCGUAAUUAACACUUUAUUAACAAAGACUAGUUACUUUAGAAGUGGAUUUUGGGGGUCUAAAACUAGAUGCAGAAGCGUAAUUACAGUCGGUGCCCGUUCCAUUCAACCUUGUAAAAGGAAAGGUUGGCCCAUUCAUUGUAGUUUCAGUUCAUCUUCUGAUGGUAAUGGCAGCAUGGCUGGAAACUUCAAUGAAAAUGAUGAAGAUUAUGUGAACUCCAGUGUGAUUGAAGCAGUUGAGGUGAGAAGUGGAUCAGAUGGAUUCAUGAUAAAGAUGCGUGAUGGUACGCAUUUGAGAUGUGUUCACAAUAACCCUCAAGGAGGAAGCUUGCCAGACUAUGCGCCGCAUCCUGCUAUUGUACUAAAGAUGGAAGAUGGAAGUGAUCUUCUGCUUCCUAUCAUUGUCUUGGAGAUGCCAAGUGUGUUGUUAAUGGCUGCAGUUCGGAAUGUCCAUAUUGCUAGGCCAACUGUAUAUGACGUAGUGAAGGAGAUGAUUAAAAAGAUGGGAUAUGUGGUUGAACUUGUUCGAGUUACCAAAAGAGUGAACGAGGCAUACUUUGCUCGGUUGUACCUUGCAAAGGUUGGGAAUGAAAAAGAGAUCAUCAGCUUUGAUCUUCGACCUUCAGAUGCCAUUAAUAUGGCUGUGCGGUUCAAGGUGCCUAUACAAGUCAAUAGACAUCUUGCAUACAAUGAUGGGAUGCGAGUGGUUGAACCGACUAAGCUGGCAGUGCAGGCUUCUCAGUCAGAGGGAAUGCUAUUCACAGAACUUGACAGGCCUGAUGGUCAGCCUUGUUUGGAAGCAACGGAGUUUGGUUUGGUGCGUAACAUGUUGAUUGCUGCUGUUGAGGAAAGAUACAGAGACGCUGCUCAAUGGAGGGACAAGCUUUUUCAGCUGCGAUCCAAGAGAAGGAACUGGACAUGACAGACUGCUUUCGUUGUUGCAGUGUCUUAACAUGUAUAUAAGGCCAGCGUUUGGAAGCAAGUGCAAGCCUGAUGUCUUUGAUGGUAUAUAUAAUGUAUAUAGGACGUAGCCACCAAGCUUGUGUAUGCAUGUAUAGUUGCUCAUGCCAUGGUGGCAUCUAAAAUGGCAUGUGGCAGUAUGUAAGUAUUCGACUAUAGAACUAAUUCUCAGAUGUUAGACUCGUUCAUCUCCAUCGUGUUUUAGUUAGCUUUUGCCUGGUUUCCGGUGUUACCAGUUUGUGGUUUGAGGCUUCAAAUGCUCGGAGUACACUGAUUUUAAUCAUGUUUUAGACCUCAUUUAUGUAUCAACACCUGCGUAAAUAUUUGGGAGGACUUGAUUUCAAAAUCUAUGAUAUUUUUUCGUACCUAGUUA
Elaeis guineensis (African oil palm) is the source of this 1654-nucleotide messenger RNA. Its product is annotated as bifunctional nuclease 2. Gene Ontology annotation, cellular component: nucleus; VCB complex. NCBI's taxonomy places the organism in Eukaryota, Viridiplantae, Streptophyta, Magnoliopsida, Arecales, Arecaceae. The record is from RefSeq and is a predicted model, not a curated record. Gene Ontology annotation, biological process: protein ubiquitination. Gene Ontology annotation, molecular function: nuclease activity.